Molecule: messenger RNA, 3948 nt
Organism: Lagenorhynchus albirostris (white-beaked dolphin)
Lineage: Eukaryota; Metazoa; Chordata; Mammalia; Artiodactyla; Delphinidae
Gene: CNNM4
Product: cyclin and CBS domain divalent metal cation transport mediator 4
Exons: 9
Coding region: 1-2391 (796 amino acids)
Biological process (GO): magnesium ion transport; magnesium ion homeostasis
Cellular component (GO): plasma membrane
Molecular function (GO): magnesium ion transmembrane transporter activity; sodium ion transmembrane transporter activity
Source: RefSeq, a predicted model, not a curated record
AUGGCGCCGGUGGGCGGGGGCGGGCGCCCGGGCGGCGGGCCGGCCCGAGGGCGCCUCCUCCUGGUGGCGCCGGUGCUGCUGGUGCUGCUGUGGGCGCGGGGGGCCCGCGGCCAGGGCGACCCCCAGCGGAGCGCGAUCCUGGGCAUGAGGCUGGCGAGCUGCAACAAAUCGUGCGGGAUGAACUCGGAUGGCAUCAUCUUCGUGUCCGAGGGCAGCACGGUGAACCUGAGGCUGUACGGCCAGAGGCUGGGCUCCCUCUCCAGCAACCUGAUCUCCUUCACCGAGGUGGACAACGCCGAGACCAUCCACAACUCCACCAGCUGCCCCGAGCUCACCAAGGACCUGGUCGUCCAGAAGCUGGUCAACGUGAGCCGCGGGGACACGUCCGGGAUGCUGGUGGUGCUCACUAAGUUCCUCCGGAGGAGCGAGAACAUGAAGCUGUAUGCGCUGUGCACCCGCGCCGGCGUGGACGGACCCUGGCAGAAGUGGACGGACAAGGACUCGCUGCUCUUCAUGGUGGAGGAGGCUGGGAGGUUCCUGCCCCUCUGGCUGCACAUCCUCCUCAUUUUGGUGCUGCUAGUGCUGUCGGGCAUAUUUUCUGGCCUCAAUCUGGGGCUUAUGGCCCUGGACCCCAUGGAGCUGAGCAUCGUGCAGAACUGUGGCACUCAGAAGGAGAGGCGCUAUGCCCGCAAGAUCGAGCCCAUCCGACGCAAGGGCAACUACUUGCUCUGCUCCCUGCUCCUGGGAAACGUGCUGGUCAACACCUCCCUCACCAUCCUUGUAGAUAACCUCAUCGGGUCUGGGCUGGUGGCCGUGGCCUUCUCCACCAUAGGCAUUGUCAUCUUUGGGGAGAUUGUGCCUCAGGCCCUGUGCUCCCGACAUGGGCUGGCUGUGGGCGCGAACACUAUCAUUCUCACCAAAUUCUUUAUGCUACUCACCUUCCCCCUCAGUUUCCCCAUCAGCAAGCUCCUGGACUUUUUCCUGGGUCAGGAGAUCCGCACCGUUUACAAUCGGGAGAAGCUGAUGGAGAUGUUGAAGGUGACGGAACCCUAUAAUGACCUCGUGAAAGAGGAGCUGAACAUGAUCCAGGGGGCCCUGGAACUCCGGACCAAAACCGUGGAGGAUAUCAUGACCCAGCUGCAGGACUGCUUCAUGAUCCGGAACGAUGCCAUCCUGGACUUCAACACCAUGUCGGAGAUUAUGGAAAGCGGCUACACGCGCAUCCCCGUGUAUGAAGACGAGCAAUCCAACAUCGUAGAUAUUCUCUACGUCAAAGACUUGGCCUUCGUGGACCCCGAUGACUGCACCCCCCUCAAGACCAUCACCCGCUUCUACAACCACCCAGUGCACUUCGUCUUCCAUGAUACCAAGCUGGAUGCCAUGCUGGAGGAGUUCAAGAAGGGGAAGUCCCACCUGGCCAUCGUGCAGAAGGUGAACAACGAGGGCGAAGGUGACCCCUUCUACGAGGUGCUGGGCCUGGUCACCCUGGAGGACGUCAUCGAGGAGAUCAUCAAGUCCGAGAUCCUGGACGAGUCUGAUAUGUACACUGACAACCGAAGCCGGAAACGGGUAUCUGAGAAGAACAAGCGUGACUUCUCAGCCUUCAAGGAUGCUGACAAUGAACUCAAGGUGAAAAUUUCUCCUCAGCUACUUCUGGCUGCUCAUCGCUUCCUGUCCACGGAGGUUCCCCAGUUCAGCCCCUCUCUGAUAUCGGAGAAGAUCCUGCUGCGGCUGCUCAAGUACCCGGACGUCAUUCAGGAGCUCAAGUUCGAUGAGCACAACAAGUACUACGUCCGCCAUUACCUGUACACCCGCAACAAGCCGGCCGACUACUUUAUCCUCGUCCUGCAGGGGAAGGUGGAGGUGGAGGCCGGGAAGGAGAACAUGAAGUUUGAGACGGGCGCCUUCUCCUACUACGGGACCAUGGCCCUGUCCUCGUCCCCCUCUGUGCCUUCCACCCUGGUCAGGUGUCCGCCUGGCAAGCGGAACUCCCUGCUCUCCCGGCUCUCAGACCGCUCCCCAUCCCACCCCGCACCCCUCAGCCGCUCGGCCUCCCUGAGCUACCCGGACCGCUCAGAAACGGCGUCGAGCACGGCCCCCUUGGCAGGCAGCAGCCAGUUCGGCAGCUCCAUCCUGGGCCAGUACACCUCCGACUUCAGCGUCCGGGCGCUCAUGGACCUCCAGUACAUUAAGAUCACCCGGCAACAGUACCAGAAUGGGCUGCUGGCCUCACGCAUGGAGAACUGCCCCCAGUUCCCCCCGGAUGGGUGCACCAUCUGUACCGAGAACUUGACCGACAAGUCCGAGCUGCCCCUGGUGGACGAGACCACGACUCUCCUGAACGAGCGCAACUCCUUGCUGCACAGAACCUCCCUCGAGGGCGCCAUCUGACGGGAGGGCCCGGGGUCCCCCGCCAGCCCCGCGGGGGCCUCCCCAGUGGGCCCACACGAAGACAGGGAGCCUGUUAGGCCGGAAGGGGUACAGAUAGCCUGUCUGACUGAGCAGCCAGAUGGCCCCCGACCCGAGGGGGAUCUGGCCUCCGACAGGGACCUCUGAACAGCUCCGAGCUGGCGGCUGCCCACCCUGGACUGUGGGGCAAUGGGCCGGCGACCAGGAGCGCUUCUAAACUAGGCUCAUCUCACCUCUUUUUAAUACCAUAUGGGGAAGGGAAGACAGGGUUAAGGAACUUUAUUUAAAAACAAUUUUUUUUUUUUUCCACAAAAACUUUAAAAGGGGUAGGGUUUCUCACCCCGGGAAGCGAUAGCCAUAAUCUGCUCGCAGCCGGGACUUUUUGGCUAUGUCCCUGACUCAGGAAGCCUCCUCUUUCUGCUUCUCCUCCGCCUCCUCCAGAGAUGGCAUCCCACGGGCCUGCUGGAGGAAGGUUUUCCCUUGGGAGGGAAGAAAGUUCUUCCCAGGAAGCAAAGAACCAAAUAGUGCUGAGAACAAUUGCCCGGACACGCGCUGAGGCUCGCCUGGUGUCACCGAGGCCGAGGGAUUCUGGGAACCGUGAUCAGGGACGUGACACUCGCAACUGCGGAGAGGAGCACUCCUCCUCCUGGUAAUCGCUGGACCCAGGAAUCUCCUAGAACUCUGCUGAUGGGCUCUCCUGCCUGUGAGUCCUGUUACCCCAAGUGCUCUGUUGGGGACCAGGAAAUGUCUUGCACCAAGUAUACUGGCCCCUGGUCAUUUUAAAGUUCUUCCAGACACAGAAUUGAUUCCUACAAGUCUGCAGAGAAGGUGGUGACAGCCAUGGGUUCUCAAGCCAUAAGGAAAAAAGACACCAGACCUUUGGCCCCCGUUGGGGCCUGAAAACCCCUCAGUUUUCUCCAGAAGCAGCUUGCUUUCCGAGUCCACACAGGGGCUCGCAGAGCUGAAUUCCUGGGACCUGAGUGCCAGGUGGAGCAGACUCACGGCCUGAACUGAGUGUGUGUGAAGCCAAAGGAGCAGGUGCACACACUUCCACGGCUACCUCUUUGCACGCACAGUUACUUUCAAGAGAUGGUCCCGCCUCCCCUCCUCUUCCUGUCCCCAUUUAUAAUCACUUUGUGCAGAGGGUCAUGAUUAUUUCCACAUAUUACUGGUCCGAUGACUUCCUCCUCCCAGUGCAAUUUUUCACCUCCUAUUCCAAUCUCUCGUUCCUGGGCUGAGCAGUACCCUGACCUGGCCCAGCCCUGCGUGUCUACCCGUGGAAGGGAGACCUUCGCAAACGGCCCCUGGAUGGGUAGGCGAGUUACAGCCACCGUAGCAAAUAACUCAUAUUUAUUUUGCAUAAGAUUUUAAUUUGUAUAUUUUUGUGAUUUAUUUUGGCAUUGUUAUGAGUUUGACUCUCGGGGAGUUUUGUUGUUAUGACUCUUGUGUCUUUUGUCACAAAACAAUGAUAAUAUUUGCUAAACGAUAUAUGGAAUUUAUUUUUGAUUGGUAAUAAAAAAAGAAAUAUGUAUAAAUCUU